Messenger RNA from Nerophis lumbriciformis (worm pipefish), 4579 nucleotides. RefSeq names its product gamma-aminobutyric acid receptor subunit rho-3-like. Lineage: Eukaryota; Metazoa; Chordata; Actinopteri; Syngnathiformes; Syngnathidae. The record is from RefSeq and is a predicted model, not a curated record. Gene Ontology annotation, molecular function: extracellular ligand-gated monoatomic ion channel activity; transmembrane signaling receptor activity. Gene Ontology annotation, cellular component: membrane. Gene Ontology annotation, biological process: monoatomic ion transmembrane transport.
CUUGAUUUAAAAAAAUAUGGUAAUGACAAGAAUGAGAAGGUGUCUUGGAUUGCUUGGCCUCUAAUUAAAGAUGAUGAUAAUGACAAACAUGACAAUGAUAAUGGAGUAGAUGCAGAUAAUGCACAUUUUGACUCUCAUGGUUUGACAAUGAGAAUGUUGUUUGUGACGCUAAUGAUAAAAAGAUGAAAAUGAUGUACACAGCAGUUCAAAUGUAUCUCUCGGAUUUCUUAGGCUGAGAAUGAGGAUGAUAAUGAUACAAAGAUGUCAAUGAGAAUUAUGACGCCAAGGACAAACAUGAAAAUGAUAAUGACAAAAGAUUAGAUCAAUGUAGAUUUUGACUAAUGGUAUGACAAGAAGGAUGUUCAUGAUGGUAAUGAUAAAAAGAUGGCAAUGACAAGAAUGAGAAUGAUGUACACAGCGGUUCAAAUGUGUGUCCAAGACUUCUUGGCCUGACAAUGAAGAUGAGGAUGACAAAAGAUAAUAAUAAAAAAAAAUGAGAACGAUAAUGACAAAGAUUAGAAUGAUGAACAUUUUGACUCCCAGCAUGAGAAGGAGGGUGUCGAUAAUGGUAAUAAUAAAAAAUACGAUAAUGACAAGAAUGAGAAUGAUGUACACAGCGGUUCAAAUCUGUGUCUCUGGCUUCUUGGCCCUACAUUGAAGAUGAAGAUGAUGAUAAUGACAGACAUGAGAAUGAUGAUGCGGAUGAUGCACAUUUUGACUUUCUUGGUUUGACAAUGAGGGUGUUGUUUGUGAUGGUAAUGAUAACAAGUGAGAAUGAUGUACACAGCAGUUCAAAUGUAUGUUUUGGAUUUCUUAGGCUGACAAUGUAGAUGAGGAUGAUAAAAAUGACAAACUCAUGUAUGAUAAUUAGGAAGAUGAGGAUGAAACGCAUUUGACUGUCUUGGUUUGACAAUGAGGAUGUAUGUUGUUUAUGAUGGUAAUGAUAAUAAUGAAAAACAUGAUAAUGAUGCACAUUUUGACUAUCGUGGUCUUACGAUGAGGAUGAUAACCACGCAAAAAUGCCAAUGAGAAAUAUAAUGACAAGGCAAAACAUGAGAAUGAGAAUGACAAAGAUUAGAAUUAGUACUCCUGGUCUGAUGUUGAUGAUGGUAAUGAUAAAAAAAAUGAUAAUGACAAAAAUGAUGUACACAGUGGUUCAAUUGUAUGUCUCUGAUUUUUAGCCUGACAUUGAAGAUGAGGAUGAAAUGUGGAAUUACAAACAUGAGGACAAGCGGUUGAAAAUGGAUGGAUGGAUGGCUGGAUAAUGAUAAUGAGGAAGAUGCAGAUGUUGCACAUUUUGAUUAUCUUGGUUUGACAAUGAGAAUGUUGUUUGUGAUGGUAAUUAUAAAAAGACGAUCAUGACAAGAAUGAGAAUGAUGUACACUGCUGUUCAAAUGUAUGUCUCGGAUUUCUUCGACUGACAAUAAAGAUGAGAAUGACAAAAGAUGAUGAGUAUUAUAACCGAGUCGAUGAUGAGAAUGAUAAUGAUGCACAUUUUGACGCUUGGUUUGUAAAUGAGGAUGUUUGUGAGAUGAUCAUGACAAGAAUGUAUGUCUCGGACUUCUUGGCUUCACAAUGAGGAUGAUAAUGACAAACAUGAGAAGUGUAAUGAGGAUGGUGCAUGUUUUGACUCUAUAAAAAUGUUGAUGAUGAUGGUUAUGACAAAAAUAUGUCAAUGAUAAUGAGAAAGUUGAUGACCAUCUACAUAGCGGCUGCCUGGCCUGUCUGAUUAAUGCUGUUAAUGAGAAAACAUGAUAAUUCAUUAAUAAGGACAACAAACACAGCGGUUCAAAUGUCUUGGACCUCCUGGCCUGACAAUGACCAUGAGGAUUACAAUAACAACAAAUGUCAAUGAGAAAGAUGAUGAUGAUGACAUUAACAAACAUGAGGAUGAGAAUCAUUUUUUGAAGGGCACUGACUUGGAUUAUUUGCAGACAAAACUACAUCAGAAAAUAUGUACAGUAUGAAAGUCAAACUGUGUGUGUGUGUGUGUGUGUGUGUGUGUGUGUCUGUGUGUGUGUGUGUGUGUGUGUGUGUGUGUGUGUGUGUGUGUGUGUGUGUGUGUGUGUGUGUGUGUGUGUGUGUGUGUGUGUGUGUGUGUGUGUGUGUGUGUGUGUGUGUGUGUGUGUGUGUGUGUGUGUGUUGGAUUAUGUCUCUCCAGAGGUGUAAAUUAAGGGGCGAGGUGAGGCUGGAUUAGGGAUUAUCUCUGAUGAUCUUGUCAACCUUUUGUUGUUUAUGAGCCGCCUCCAGAUGUGUGAUUCUUUUCCCUCCCACACCCACAACCACACACACACACCUACGCACAAGGUGGAGGUGUGCAUGAUGACGUCUGUGCUGAGAGAAUCCUGAUUAGUGCGGUGGGGGAGUGUGUUUGUAGGUUAGAGAAAGAUUGCAGGGGCUAAAGAUAAGAGGAUUAGGGUGGAAUUAGUGUCAUUCCCGCAUUGCCGGGAGGAAUAAAUUCAUAUCGAUUUUAAUCAGAGAGAGAACAAUCCUCAGAUGAAGCAGGCAGAGAAGUGAUGUGACACCUGGAAAGGCAGACGUUCCUGGGGAUGAUGAGGGAAGCAGCGGGACGACCUCCCAGGAUGCGUCUGGAAGCGCGUCCGUCUCCGCUGUGAGAUGCCUGCUCGCAGCGUCCCGCCAUAGUCCACACGCGCAGGAGGCCCGACUGGGGAGACGUGGAGGCGCCUGGGGGGGGGAGAGGAGCUUUGUGGCGGCGGGCGCGAGAGGGAUGCUGUGAAAAGAUGAAGGUGGACGUGCUGACGUGUCUAACGGUGGCCGCCGCGAGCCUCGUCGCCAUGGUGACCGGGGGCCGCAGCUCCGGGCGCAGGAGGCACAAGGAGGUCUUCCACGGGGAAAACAGCAAGUUCAAGUUUGGAGGACGGAUCGACUACAAGUUGAAGAAACAGGACAGCACCAAAACACUGCUGAUAAAAAGUGAACAGCUGCUGAGGAUUGAGGAGCACGACUUUGCCAUGAGACCUGGCUUUGGAGGAUCGGCCAUCCCCGUGGGCAUCGACGUGCAGGUGGAGAGCAUCGACAGCAUCUCUGAAGUCAACAUGGAUUUCACCAUGACCUUGUACCUGCGCCACUACUGGAAAGACGAGCGCCUGGCCUUCCCGUCCCGCAACAACCAGAGCAGGACGUUCGACUCACGGCUGGUGAAGAAGAUCUGGGUCCCGGACGUCUUCUUCGCUCACUCCAAGCGCUCCUUCAUCCACGACACCACCAUGGAGAACAUCAUGCUGCGCGUGUACCCCGACGGGAAAGUCCUCUACAGCGUCAGGGUGACGGUGACCGCUCUGUGCUCCAUGGACUUCAGCAGCUUCCCUCUGGACACACAGAACUGCUCGCUGGAGCUAGAGAGCUAUGCGUACAACGAGAACGAUUUGAUGCUCUACUGGAAAAAUGGGAACGACUCACUGAGGACCGACGAGAUCGUCUUGUCUCAGUUCUUCAUCGAGCAUUUCCACCCCUCCAGCGGCCUGGCCUUCUACAGCAGCACAGGAUGGUACAAUCGUCUGUUCAUCAACUUCAUCCUGCGGAGGCACAUCUUCUUCUUCAUGCUCCAGACCUACUUCCCCACCAUGCUGAUGGUGGUCCUGUCCUGGGUGUCCUUCUGGAUCGACCGCAGGGCCGUCCCCGCUCGCGUCUCUCUAGGCAUGACCACCGUGCUCACCAUGUCCACCAUCAUCACCGGAGUGUCGUCCUCCAUGCCUCAGGUGUCCUACGUGAAGGCGGUGGACAUCUACCUGUGGACCAGCUUCCUGUUUGUCUUCCUGUCCGUCAUCGAGUACGCGGCGGUGAACUACUGCACCACCCUGGAGGAGAUGAGGAAGAUGAAGGGGGGAAAGCUUCCGUCCACCUUCAACGCCAGCCAGGCCAUGGCCUUCGACGGCUGUUUCCACGACAACGAGCUGGAGCUGACACCGUUCCCCCGCCUGGCUCAGGCCCCGACCUCUGACCCCCUCACGGCGCCCUCGCCGCUGCACAACACACACCCCCCGGUGGGGACCCGCCUUCACCGGCAGCGCUCGGUGCGGGAGAACGUGGACCUCCUGGUGAGCAACAGUUACAUGAUUGACUCGUACUCCCGCCUGGCCUUCCCGCUGUCCUACCUCCUCUUCAACACCAUCUACUGGGGCCUCUACUCCUGAGCUGGAGUACCUGGAGAUAACACCCAAACUAAUUAUCCAUAAAUGCUCCAACAGAGAUUUCAAAGUGGAUCUUCAGACUGUGAGGCGGUCACCAUGCCAACCAGAUUACACUACAUGUCAUUUUUUCAUUUUUGUUCAUACUUGAAUAUUCUCAUUUUGAGGGGGAAUUACGCAACUAAAAUAAACCUACUUUUUCAAAGAGUCUUAAUUCUUAUCACAUGCUCAUCAAAGUAUCUCCCAUACCUUACAUAUUGUGUUGACGUAUGGGGGGAAUACUUACCACAACACAAUUCAUUCUCUGAUCAUGUUACAGAAAAGAGCAGUGCGGAUCAUUCACAACGUUGGUUUAUUAGAACAUACUCAUAAUCUGUUUAUGCAAUCAAAGUUGCUCAAAUUUGAUGACCUUGUUAAAUAUAAUACAUUAA